AUGGAGUCGCUCCACGCAACGAUCAGCGUCGUGCUUGUCGGCCAGCUCGCCACCGAGUACGUCGAUGCAGCGACGAUGGCGAGUAUGUUUACGUCCAUCACGUCCUUCUCGGUGGGCCUCGGCCUUGCGUCGGCCCUCGACACCCUCUGUACGCAAGCCCACGGCGCCGGCAACACCAAGCAGUUUGGCGUCUACUUUCAAAGCGCCCAUCUCGGCAUGGCUCUGACAUUUAUCCCUGUUGUCAUUCUCAACUGGUUUUCCGGAGAUAUUUUGACCGCCAUGGGCCAAGACGCCGAGAUCUCUGGCUUUGCCGGCACGUUCACCCGCAUCAUCACGAUCGGUCUGCCCUUCUACUUUGUCUACCAGCUCGUGCGCCGGUUCCUCCAAGCCCAUGACAUUGUCUACCCGAUGACAAUGAUUGCGCUUUUGAGCAAUGUUGUGCACAUCGGUCUUGGCUACUACCUCUGCUACCACACGUCGCUCGGCUUCAACGGCGCGGCGAUCGCACGCUGCGUGAGCUACGUGGUGUUGCCGCUCUUCAUGCUGCCGUACUUUGUGUGGCGGCCGAUCCACCGCGAGUGGGGUCUGCACUGGAACAAGGCAGUCGCAGUCGGGAAUCUCCGCGAGUUCUUCCGCUUUGGGAUUCCGGGACUGCUCAUGGUCAUGAUGGAGUAUACCGCGUUUGAAGUGCUCACGCUCAUGGCCGGUUGGCUACCGAACCACAAGGUCAUGAUCGGCAUCAACUCGGUACGUCCUCAUCAACCUCAUUCUGAUCUUCUACAUGGUCUUCCUGGGCAUUCCUUCUCGGCGACCAUCCGCAUCGGCAACUACCUCGGUGCCAACAAGCCGAACGAAGCGCGACGCGUUGCGAAGAUGGCGAUCCUUGUCUGCGCGUCGCUCUCGUUUGUGACCGGGGGUACGAUGCUUCUCGCGCGCCAUGAGCUGCCCAAGGUCUUUAUCAACGACACUGAAGUCGUCGAGGGGGCCGCCAUCGCGCUCUGCUAUGUCAUUCUCUUGCACAUGAUUGAUGCGGUCAACGCUGUCAGCCAAGGCAUCUUUCGCGGGAUUGCCAAGCCCGUGAUUGCGACGGCGGUUAACGCCGGUGCGUACUACCUCAUUGGCCUUCCGAUGGCAUCCGUGUGUGCGUUCGCUCUGCAUUGGGACGUCAACGGCCUCUUUGGUGGCUUCACCCUCGGCGCGUUCACGGCCUGCUGUAUGUACAUGUGGCAAUUCUCCAAGAUCAACUGGGUCCACGCGGCUAAUGAAGCCAUGCGCCGGAGCAAGUCGGACGUUGUUCUCGAUGACGACGUCGACGCGUGCUGCAGUCCGUCGUCGUCGUUUUCGAAAUGCUAG
Messenger RNA from Saprolegnia parasitica CBS 223.65, 1353 nucleotides. RefSeq lists its product as hypothetical. The coding region runs from base 1 to 1353 and encodes 450 amino acids. The transcript has 4 exons. Gene Ontology annotation, biological process: xenobiotic detoxification by transmembrane export across the plasma membrane. NCBI's taxonomy places the organism in Eukaryota, Oomycota, Saprolegniomycetes, Saprolegniales, Saprolegniaceae. Gene Ontology annotation, molecular function: xenobiotic transmembrane transporter activity; antiporter activity. Gene Ontology annotation, cellular component: membrane. The record is from RefSeq and is a predicted model, not a curated record.